This is a messenger RNA of Drosophila hydei, 1400 nucleotides long. It is a transcript of the gene Nmda1, whose product is annotated as protein lifeguard 1. Gene Ontology annotation, cellular component: membrane. Lineage: Eukaryota; Metazoa; Arthropoda; Insecta; Diptera; Drosophilidae. Bases 208 to 1182 code for a protein of 324 amino acids. The record is from RefSeq and is a predicted model, not a curated record. The transcript has 5 exons.
ACUGUAUCGAUAUUUCAUUCAUCACUGAGAAACAGAUUUUCCAGAAGAAACACUUAAGGCAAAGUUUGUUUUAUUUGUUUAUAGUGCAGUUUUUGUGCGUAUUUUACAAGUGAAUACUCGUGUAUAGUGACCCCUUGUCUGUAGCUAUCUGUAGGAGCAGAUCGUUCAGUUCAGUUGAGCUCAAACAGCGACAAACCAAUAUCAACAAUGUCGUGGCAAAGUGUUCCACAAUAUCCUCAAUAUCAAGAUCCCAAUCAGCAGUACAACUAUGGUGGGUAUCCACCACAAGGUGGUUACGGCGGUGGCUAUCCACCGCAAGGACCGCCACAAGGCGGAUAUCCGCCAUACGGUCAGGGCGGCGCUCAACCGUAUCCGCAAGGACCCUACGGCCAGGGACCUUACGGUCAGGGCCCACCGCCUGGCGGAUAUGCACCACAGCCGGGUUUCAUACAACCACCACCUGCAACUGGAUACGGUGCCUACGAUGAUCCCGAGGGUCAGCCCAAAAACUUCUCAUUUGAUGACCAGAGCAUCCGUCGUGGCUUUAUACGCAAGGUUUACAUUAUUCUAAUGGGUCAACUCGUGGUCACCUUUGGAGCAGUAGCCCUGUUUGUCUUUCACAAUGGUACCAAGAAUUUUGUUCGGAAUAAUCAAUGGCUCUUCUGGGUUGCUCUGGCUGUGUUGAUUGUGACCAUGUUGUGCAUGGCUUGCUGCGAGAGUGUUCGUCGCCAGACACCGACCAACUUUAUAUUCUUGGGAUUGUUUACGGUGGCUCAAUCGUUUCUCUUGGGCGUAUCAGCCAGUCGCUAUGGACCGAUUGAAGUUCUUAUGGCUGUUGGCAUAACGGCUGCUGUUUGUUUGGCUCUCACGCUCUUUGCCAUGCAAACCAAGGUGGACUUCACUAUGAUGGGCGGUAUAUUGCUCGCUUGCAUGGUGGUUUUCAUGAUAUUUGGCAUCGUGGCCAUAUUUUUCAAGGGCAAAAUCAUAACGCUUGUAUACGCCUCCUUUGGCGCGCUACUCUUCUCAGUCUAUCUGAUAUACGACACUCAGCUGAUGAUGGGUGGCGAUCAUAAGUAUUCGAUUAGCCCCGAGGAGUAUAUAUUUGCUGCGCUGAAUCUCUACUUGGACGUGGUGAACAUUUUCAUAUACAUUCUAACCAUUAUUGGUGCAUCGCGGGACUAAACGCAGUUACUGAAUUACACUUAUAUUUGACAUACCUUGAUUUUAUGUUACCAGGCAAUGUAUGUAAUUAGCUUAUUAAUAUUGCCCUAACAGCAGAUAUAUUUUCAAUAACCGCGUAAUCUCAUAAAAAGUCACAGAAACGAAAGCGUUUCAGAUUGAAUAUUUCGAAAUGUUUGGUUGCUAAAAUAUGUAAUUUGUUGCCAACUUUCCUUAUAGAA